GUGAUUCAAUGAAUCGUAUUCAACUGUUCAAUGUCUUGAAUAGACAAUGCAUCACCGGACAUACGUUACGUGGGACUUAUGCAACAAAAAGUACAACGACAACACCGACUGCCACGACACCGCCGACAAAAUCGACUACUACAACAGACACCACAAUUGAAAAAGCUGUAAAACCUACCAAAGCAGACAGUAAAUUGUCGUCAACUGAAGCUGGUGCUACCUAUAAAGUCCCUGAAUAUUAUAAACAUGAAACAUUUUGUUAUUAUGACUCUGAAUUAUUCCUUAGUGAAUAUCGAUUGCCUCAACCGAAUCCUUUUUAAAUUGAGCUGUACGAGAAUGUAGUCGGCUUUUUUUUCUUUUUUUUUUAGUUGUUAAUCCUUAUUCUUAUGCAUAUUACCUUAUUGUGUAUACAAGAUAUUAUCGAAAUAAAGGCAUACACAUAGUA
Messenger RNA from Trichobilharzia szidati, 445 nucleotides. The record is from the annotation of a GenBank genome assembly. NCBI's taxonomy places the organism in Eukaryota, Metazoa, Platyhelminthes, Trematoda, Strigeidida, Schistosomatidae.